GCAGACACUUUCGUAGCACCAAACCUCCAACGAAAUCUUCUAAGACAUCUUGCGAGAUCUGGUUGACGACCACCUCAGAAUCACCUUCCAUUAUCACUUGAGCCAAGGAUCUUGAGGCGAUGACGGAGAUAGCAUCUCUUACUGCUAGGAGUUCUGCCAGAUGUAAGUUGACUACUCCCUGGUGACGCAUACUGGCUGCCAGCACCACAUGCCCGACUGACCCACGAUAACAAGACCAAACAAGCACCCUGAGUCACGAACAGUUGCAUCAAAGUUGAUUUUCAAAUGGUCAUCUGUUGGAGGCUACCAAGAUGAAGGAGGAGGAAUUGGAAGGAGCGAUCAGGGGGCGGAGGAGAGGAUUGAAAUUGGAGACUUGAAGGACUUGGUUGGAGAAUUGUCAUGAGCUUGGUAGAAUUCAAAAGUCACUUUAUUUCUAAACUUCCAGAUUCUCUACAGAAAACACACACAUUGGAGAAUGUGGAAUGAGGAGAUCUCAGAGAUCAUGACAUGUCGCCACCAUAGACUAAAAUUAACAGUCUGGCGGAAUCCUUGAAGUUGCUCAAUCCCACUAUGGUCCACAACUUGGUGGAAAGGGGGCAUCUGAAGAAUAGGUGUUCAUUGCUCUCUUGACGUCGCCAGCACAUAGGACAUCGAUUGAGGCAGUUAACUCCAUGGGUUUGUAGGGCAACCACUGCGGGGAGGAAAAAAACUACAACACACUUUUCGAAGCCAAAGAGAUUUUCUUUUAAAAAAAUUCAACCAAAUAAAUGGGAUGAUUACUAUUACUAAAAUAAUUAUGAGCAUAUUAAUUAUGGUAAUCAAUUCAAAUAAAUUUUCUUGUACAGCGAAUGCAAUUAUGAUAGCUAGCUUCGCCAUGUCUCGUCACAGAUAGCACCAUUGGAGUGAAGGUGGACACCCAAUACUUUGCAGCGAGAUUCUAGCCAUAAUUAAAGGAGGAUAAUGAGAUUAGGAGUUUAGUAAAUAGCUUUUUAAUAUCCCUUCCAUUAAAAAAUUGGAUUCUCAAAACUGGCCAAUAAAGACCAUAUCACGCUAUUAAUUGGACGCUUAAAUGACAUAAUUGUCAUUUGCAACGUCUCCUUAGUCCGUUGACAUUGAAUACACGAAGUAUUUAAUGGUACAUAAUUGGCCUUAACAGUACUUGCCAUUGUGGAGCAAAGGCUCGCCCAUGAUGUAACCCUCAUCCAGUAAUUAUUACUAAUUAGGGAGGAGUUAAUGAUGAAGAAAGCCGAUGUAACAGCUCAAUCCCGGCUGACACUAGCCGACAAUGGCAGCCCCACCACAGCACCGACUUCCGGCGCAUUCCGGCAGCCAAUGCAAUCAAAAGCGCAAUUUUACCUAGAAGCGUAAAAUCGUAAGUUUUUAUGUUUUAAAGCGUAGAUUUUGACAACAUGUGUAAGGAAAAAUCACGAUUCUACAUAGAAGAGUUUUGGUGACCUAAAAAGGUAAAAACCUAAGCUUUCAAGUUUUAAAGCGCGAUUUUGAUUGCAUUGCCGGAAACAACACAAGGACACAAGGACUGAUCGGCAACCUGUAAACCUUCGCCGCAAACCAUAACACUGAGUAAACCCACAUGUUAGUUAAUUCAAGUUUAGCCAAUAAAAGAGAACCAUGCUUCUAAACACAUGGUGAUGAAUAUUAACAAGAAAUACCCAGCGAGCAACAUUUCUACGGUUGAUUUCCGGUAGGGGUGGGAAUUCGGUUGCAAUUUUGCGGUUAAAUCGCUAAUCGCACCGAAAUCGCACGAUUAGUGGUUAAUCGCAAACCGAAAAAAUGGUGUAUUUUGCGAUCGCGGUUAGUAAUAUUGCAUGUUUUGCAGUUUGCGGGUUAACCAAAACCACAACCGAACAACAUGUAACCGCAUUUUAACCGAUUACUAACGCGGUUACCUACGGUUAACCGCGGUUAUUGCGAUUAACCGUGACAUAGUGCACAACCAUAGAUAAAAAUAUACGCAAAUCAGAAGAAUAUUUAGUAAUGCGGUUAACCUUGAUUAACUGUUAACCGCACUUUGCGGUUAGUGGUUAACCGCAAACCGUUUGCGGUGCGGUCGUGGUUGGCGUAUAUGGCUAGGUUUCGGUUGCGGUUAACCGUAAAUUUUGGUGCGGUUAACCACAACCGCACCGAUUCCCAGGCCUAAUUUCCGGCCAGGGCAUUCCAUCAACCGAAACAAAAAUCCUCUAAAAUAGGUUCACUAGCUUAGUUUCAUCAACAGAAAGAGCUAAAGGAUACCAGAAAUCGAAAAUCAGACCUCUUAUUCAAACGAACAACAAUCAUCACCAGAACAGAAUCUUUAGACGAGGAGGGACCGAGGAAGGGGUUCUCGGAGAGAGGCUGAAAAGACAACCGCUAGAGGGAUUUGGCAGCACAAUCGCCAGCAGAAUUGCGCAGAGUCAUUGACGAACAUUGUGAUGAAGAAGAGCACGAGGUAACAGAUGAUGGUGGCGGAGGAUAAAGUUUGGGGACAUGGGAGUCACGAGCGUUCCUCUUGGGGUCGACGACGGAGAAGAUGCUGUAAACCAAUAUGAAAGUGCCGAUGAUAUCCGCGCCACAUCCGGUAGCGAUGCCGUACUCGUAGCUACGGCUCAGAGACUAUUCUUUGAAUUUGGAAUUCCCACCAAACCUUUUUUCAAGCAUAGUUAGAAUUGUGAAAUCCUCCCAAAAUACAUGAGUCAAUUGGUUUAUAGGAAAAUCUAAAAUGAUUAUAUCAAGUCAUUUUUAAAUGUAUCGUCUCAAUAAGUCAUUUUCAAAUAACUUAUUAUUUAGUCCAGAUAUCAUAAUUUUGGUCUUGGCUAUUUUUCAUAAACCCAUUUCUAUCCUUCCGUUUAUAUUAUUUGUUUCCCCUACAUUGCUUCGUCUCCCCGUGAAAUUAUUAUUUUUCUUUCCCUAAUUUCACAGGAGACGAAGAUGUUCAUCCAUGUCAUCCCUAUCAAGCUCUCUUUACUCCAGUUCGUAUUGUCAUCCGAGUUUCUGCCUUCAAGAAUGAGUCGCAGUCCUCCCCAUGCACUAGAGCUCUCUUCUUCAUCGUUAAUGACCAACGCACUCCAUCCCAGAUCGACGCCUCCUUCUCGCCGUUCAUCUACCUAGUGACACAUCUUUACACCACCAUUUUGCAAGGCAUUUGCCACAAUUCUUUGUAAUUAUUAUAAAUUUGAGACUUACGGAGUAGUCACCUUUCGUAAACAAAGUUAACAUAGAAUUAUUAUUCUAAAUUAGAAAGUAAGAUUAUACAUGGCUCAUUUCCAAAUAAUAUGUUUUGUUGGUUGCAAAAUGAUUUUAUUUACAUGGUUGAUUUUAUUCGGAUAGGAAAAAAGACGAUAAAACAUUACAUGUAACAUCAAAAUAUAACAUUAUACAAGUAACUUAUUCAAAAAUGAUUCAUCUAAUUUUUUUCUAAACAAACAUACAAAUAUCUACUUUUGAACAAAUGAUUCGUCGUGUAAAUCACUCAUGCAAACGACACCACUGAUAACCACAAAAUCCACCACCACAUUGCUACAUAGUAAUGCCACUUGAAAAGUUAACUUUUCAAUUAGUGGACAUCUGAAUUGUCAUUUAUUAGUUCUCCUUAAACUUGCGGCCUAUUUUAUAGCCACACCCUCCACUCCAUACAUUUCUUGUUAAGCUCGUUUGGUUGUUGGAUUUGAAAAAUGAAGGUUUUGUGUUUUGAAAAUCUUUGGAUUUAUGAUUGAUUUAUUGCAUUUUAUAUUUGAAAGACAACAUUAUUUGUUUAGUUGAAUUUUUGUCAUGGAUUUAGUUCAUUUGAUAUUUGGGUCUCAAAAAUUUGCUUUCCAUAAUGUGGUAUUUGCAGAUAUCAAAUGAAAUGUUGUAUUUGCAAAUACGUGGGGUCCAUGGAUUUGAAGCUAAAAAAAUUGUCAAAAUCCUUGCGGCUCACGGAUGUACAUACCUUAACAAACAAUGACUUUGGACGAAAAACAUGAUGGUUGGUAUUUGGAUACCAAAUACAACAUCCAAAUCCCAUUAGCAACCUAAGUUAAUGGUUAACUUGGGGAUGAUGAUUUCAACUCAAUUAAAAAGUUUGACUUCGUCUAUUUAUAACGAAUGGGAAAAAGUCUAUCAUUCUUAUAAGGCCAAAGUUAUAUUACCAAACAAAGAAACGUUGUGUCGUUAAUUAUGCAUAUACUCGAAAUACAAUUUUCAUUUCCUUAACUACAUUUAUACUGCAUAUUGAGGACAAAGUUGAGCUAACUUCACCAGCUAAGGUCAAUUCUAAGUUUCAACAUCCCCACAACGCUAUCAAAUAAUAUUAAUAUUUAUAUAAAGGGUUACUACAGUUGGUCCAGAAACGACCACAUGGUCCAAUUGAAACGGAUAAGUGGCCAAACUCAACUCAGAAGUCAAGUCAGAGCUCUAAAUCCAAUUCGCCGGCUCAAAACAAAACCCACCACAAGAACCCGGCUCGCGCUCCCCACGGCCCCUCCUCCCGCUUGCUUGAGCCGGGCACACGCCAACUGCCACCAGCCCACUGUAUGUAGCCCAACGUUUGGGCUCUCUUCUUAUUGGCCCAAUAUUUUUAUCCCCUCUUACUAGACCAGGCCCCAUACGAAUCACAAGUCAAUGGGCCAAUGGCGCCAAGAGUUGUAGCGAUAAAGUAGGGGGUACGUGGCUUUAAUUCACGAGUCCAAGUCAUCAUUAUCCAAGCUUCAAAAACCGACAAUCAAUUCACCUCCACUCCCUUCCCUCCACCUCUAUCCGAAAAAACCUCGAUCCGCUACAACCGUGACCACCGAUUCGUGUCCUCGUCUCUGGUCCACAGCCGUCAGAUCAUAGUUGGAGUUUACAAUCAACCAUCAUCUACCUCGCAAUUGAAAGCGAAAGACGGAUAUCCAUCUUCUCCUCCCGCACCUGAUCGCUCAUUCCCUCCCAACCCACCAAUAAUAACGCUAGCAGAAAUUCAAAAAAGUGCGAGCGAAAUUUGCAGAGUGAACUGAGCAAGCAGAGAGCUCUAUUCCGAUGGCGAAGCCGGUCUCCAUUGAAGUCUGGAACCCAAAUGGGAAAUACAGAGUCGUCAGCACUAAAUCCAUGCCCGGAACCCGCUGGAUCAAUCUUCUCAUCGAACAAGACUGCCGCCUCGAGAUAUGUACCGAGAAGAAAACGAUCCUCUCCGUCGAGGACAUCAUCGCUCUAAUCGGCGACAAGUGCGAUGGAGUCAUCGGGCAGUUGACGGAAGAUUGGGGGGAGACUUUGUUCGCGGCGCUGAGUAAAGCUGGAGGGAAAGCAUUCAGCAACAUGGCAGUUGGGUACAAUAACGUGGAUGUUAAUGCUGCUAAUAAGUAUGGGGUUGCAGUUGGAAACACUCCUGGAGUGCUUACCGAGACCACUGCAGAGUUGGCAGCAUCGCUCUCGCUUGCGGCAGCUAGAAGGAUUGUUGAGGCUGAUGAGUUCAUGCGGGCUGGAUUAUACGAUGGAUGGCUUCCUCACUUGUUUGUUGGAAACUUGCUCAAGGGACAAACUGUUGGUGUCAUUGGGGCUGGCCGAAUCGGAUCUGCUUAUGCCAGAAUGAUGGUUGAAGGGUUCAAAAUGAAUCUCAUAUACUUCGACCUGUAUCAAUCAACGCGGCUGGAGAAGUUCGUUACUGCGUAUGGUCAGUUCCUCAAAGCAAAUGGCGAGCAACCGGUGACCUGGAAAAGAGCAUCCUCCAUGAGUGAGGUGCUUCAAGAGGCUGAUGUGAUAAGUCUUCACCCGGUUCUGGACAAGACCACUUACCACUUGAUCAACAAGGAGAGUCUUGCUACAAUGAAGAAGGAAGCUAUCCUGAUAAACUGCAGCAGGGGUCCUGUGGUUGAUGAAGUAGCUCUUGUUGAACAUUUGAAACAGAAUCCCAUGUUUCGAGUUGGUCUCGAUGUCUUUGAGGAUGAGCCUUACAUGAAACCGGGUCUUGGUGAAAUGAAGAAUGCUAUUGUUGUGCCGCACAUUGCUUCUGCUUCGAAGUGGACUCGUGAGGGGAUGGCAACUCUGGCAGCUCUGAAUGUCCUGGGGAAGAUUAAAGGGUACCCUGUGUGGCAUGACCCAAAUCGAGUAGAGCCAUUCCUGAAUGAAAAUGCUCCUCCUCCAGCUGCGAGUCCAAGCAUUGUGAAUGCUAAAGCUCUUGGUUUACCAGUUUCCAAGUUGUGAAAAAAAUGCCUGGAAUUAAAACCUGCUGCUGCGAUCAAUAUUGUAAUCUUUCUCAAAUGUUCAGGUGUAGGGCCUCUGCUCUCAACCGUGAAAGGCAAUUUACAGCCAUUUAUAAUGUACUCUCUUGAUAUCGUAAGUGGAACAUUAGCGGUAUGCGUAUUUAAACCCGAAAAAUGGCCGAUAUGCUUGUUUGGUCUCUUCCAUGGUAUGGUAUGGCAGUAUGGCUAAGCUAACCAGAAGCUUGUGGUUUCAAUAAGACGGUUUUUUUUUU
Linum trigynum is the source of this 6424-nucleotide messenger RNA. NCBI's taxonomy places the organism in Eukaryota, Viridiplantae, Streptophyta, Magnoliopsida, Malpighiales, Linaceae. The record is from the annotation of a GenBank genome assembly.